AUGCCGACUUACCCCAACUUCAGCACAGCAAAACUUAGCACCAACUCUUUGUCCCUCGACCGCAUCAUUUACUGCCUCAUCCUCGCUUCGAUGGAGGCGGAGGCCGGGUGCCAAUGUUCGAUAGGCGCCUUGCAGGUUAUGAAUGAAAUCCGAAGCGUGCCGACUGUGGUGGAACUCGAAACAAUUCUCGGGCUGGUUGACCGCAUACAUAUUCAGGGCCAAGCUAUGCUCAAAUGCAAGGAGUGCCGAGCGAACCCCGGAUCAACCCUCUUGACGCUCCCAGCACUGGCAGACCAGUCCCUUGCUCUUUUCGAGGCCGCUUGCUUGGCAUACAACGUUACGCGAAAAGACGCGCUGUUCGAUCCCUCGCUGCCUCAGUUCCUAUGCAUACGGAGCAAGAUGCAACUAGGGCAGAUGGACCUCGACGACGACGAGACGGUGGUGCUGGUACGGAUGCUGCUUGGGAAAAACUCGAUGAAACUGCUGGAGCUGUUGAAGGGACUACGAUCCCUUGCGAAGGAUUGUGGGCAGUCACAUAGAGCAGGAGCCGCGACGUUGAGAGCAUGCGAAUCUUCGGUUGAGCCGUCAAUCCAUCGUCUGGCCGUCUUCAUGGAGCAGAUUGAAGCCGAAACUGGAAGUUAA
Aspergillus mulundensis is the source of this 642-nucleotide messenger RNA. RefSeq lists its product as uncharacterized. The record is from RefSeq and is a predicted model, not a curated record. Lineage: Eukaryota; Fungi; Ascomycota; Eurotiomycetes; Eurotiales; Aspergillaceae. The transcript is spliced from 2 exons. The coding region runs from base 1 to 642 and encodes 213 amino acids.